Messenger RNA from Molossus molossus (Pallas's mastiff bat), 1269 nucleotides. RefSeq names its product centromere protein L (gene CENPL). The coding region runs from base 114 to 1154 and encodes 346 amino acids. The transcript is spliced from 5 exons. The record is from RefSeq and is a predicted model, not a curated record. NCBI's taxonomy places the organism in Eukaryota, Metazoa, Chordata, Mammalia, Chiroptera, Molossidae.
UUGGGCACGUUUUGGCUCCAGGGGAUUUCAGCCUCGGGGUUUGGGGGCCCGGUUUGAAGAAUGGUUCGUGAAGCCGGCGUGGCUGACGGCGUCAUCUCGGCCCUUCACUGACCAUGGAUUCUCAUGAUACAUCAGAAUGGACUCCCAGACAACGCGCAUCAUCGAGGCUUAACGAUCACUUUAUAGGCGCCACCCCUCUGCAGAAGCGGUUAGAAUCAGUCAGGAAGCAGACUUCAUUUGUCCCGCCGUCACCUCAGAGGAAAAUUCCCCAGUGUUCACAGUUGCAGGAAGAUGCUGAUCCUCAAAAGGUUGCAUUCCUUCUGCAUAAACAAUGGACUCUAUAUAGUUUAACUCCCCUGUAUAAGUUCUCUUACACUAGUCUCAAAGAGUACUCUAAACUUCUGAGUGCCUUUAUUGCUGCUGAAAAACAAAAAGGACUUGCUGUGGAAGUGGGAGAAGACUUGAACUUCAAGGUGAUUUUCUCCACUCUCCUGGGAAUGAAAGGAACACAAAGAGACCCUGACGCAUUUCUCGUCCAGAUUCUGUCAAAAUCUCAAUUGCCAUCUGAGAACAGAGAAGGUAAAGUGUUGUGGACUGGUUGGUUCUGUUGUAUAUUUGGAGACAGUCUUUUGGAGACUGUUUCAGAAGAUUUCACCUGUCUACCCUUAUUCCUUGCAAAUGGAGCAGAGACUAAUACGGCCUUAAUUGGAACCUGGUUUCAGCAAACUUUUGACUGUCAUUUUAGUCCCUUAGCAAUCAACGCAUUUAAUCUUUCCUGGAUGGCGGCUAUGUGGACUGCAUGCAAAGUGGAUCAUUAUGUGGCUACUACUGAAUUUCUUUGGUCUGUACCCUGUAGCCCUCAAAGUCUGGAUAUUUCUUAUGCCAUACACCCAGAGGACGCAAAAGCCUUGUGGGACAGUGUCCACAAAGCAACUGGGGAAGUUACCCAGGAGGAAGUUGACUUGUUCAUGGACUGCCUUUGUUCACAUUUUUAUAGGCAUUUCAAAAUUCAUUUAUCAGCCACAAGAUUGGUUCGUGUUUCAACAUCUGUAGCUUCAGCACAUACUAAUGGGAAAAUAAAGAUUCUGUGUCAUAAAUACCUUAUUGGAGUGUUGGCAUAUUUGACAGAACUGGCAAUUUUUCAAAUUGAGUGAGGACUUGUGGGGACUACGUUAUGGAUUAUAUACCUUUUCCUCAUUGAUUAUUUGCUUAGUCGCUAUGCUGAGAAGGGACUACAGGAGAAAUGGGCACCCAUCUCUGCACCUGUUU